AUGGCCGAUGAGUUUUUGGCCGCUUCGUCGAAAGGUGUACAGAGGAAGAACGAGGCCGUGCACACCGUCAAAGCUUCCCUGGGUCAUGACGCAUAUCACGCUUUGUGUCGACUGCGAAGGGAGGACCAGGCCGAGGGGGAGAUCAUCGAGAAGGCAUUGAUCCUGUUGGACACGUACUCGGUGGUGUCCCGAGCCUUGGGCCAGAACACCUUGGUCAAGGCGGUGAAUGUGGUGCAACAAAUGCGCAAUGCCGGCUACAGUGACGAGUGGGCCACGACGCUGUGCAGGGCUCUCUUUCGACAGAAAGACAAAGACCUUCGCAAGGCCUUCCGCCUCUUUGACCAGAACCGAAAUGGAUGGAUUGAAUCCUCCGAGCUGCGGGAGGCGCUUCCCUUGAUGGGUGAGGAGGUGCCCGACGCGCGCAUCGAAGAACUCUUUGCGAUCGUAGACCAGGACAAGACGGGGCUGAUAGACUUCGAGGAGUUUUGCUUCUUAGUCAAGGGCCUGAACAAGGAGGAAGGUGAGGAAGCAGAUGCCUUCGCUGCAUUUCGCACAUCCGCUGAAGAUACCCUGGGAGCUGUUGGUGGAGCAGUUGGAUCUGUGGCAUCUGGAACGGGUGCGGCGCUCUCUGCGGUGUCCACGGCCUGGUCGGCCAAUUUGCCCGGCCUCAGCCCUUUCGAACUGCGCAAAGCGGGCGUCGUCCUCAAGAAGAUGACCGCAGCAGGAUACAGCGAAGCCAUGGCCCUGGCCAUUUGCAGAGCCUUGUUUUGUGGUCAGACUGAAAAGCAAAUGCAAAAAGCCUACAAAUUCUUUGAUUCCGACGAGAAUGGACGGAUUGAUGUGACGGAGCUUAAAGAGGCCAUGAAGCUCAUGGGGGAGGAUAUCAAGGACGAGCAAAUCGCUGCGCUCUUCAGUGCAGUGGAUCACGAUGGCAAUGAUGCCAUAAGCAGCGGUCGCAGCUGCAACUGGCUGCUAAAGCGCAGCUGGUUCGAUUUCGCUUGGAAGAUUGAGUGCUUCGUGCCGCCAGACGCGGACGCUCUGGUGGACGUUCAGAUACCUCGACAGAGAGGAUGUUGCAGUUCACAGCGGAUUUCAAAUAGCAAAGACAGUGAUGCCAAAGACAGCUUAAGUGCUUGCUGUCCUGCACAGCUGCAGAGCAGUGAGGCAACACCAAUGCAUUCUCCAGGCAAUUGUUCGGGGACAAGCACCAGCAGUACCAUCACAGUUCUGUCGCAAGCGACCACGCUAAACUCUCCGCCUGUGAUGUCUUCAUUGCCAACAGAUGCAGAGGAGUUUUUCGAAGGAGGAGUGGAGCUUUCCCCCAUGAAGGUGGAUUCGUCCGAAGAUCUCUUGCGCUUGACCACACAGCCACUGUCAAUGCUAGACUCAGACGAGGCUCUUCAGCAGUUUUGGCCGCUCGUAGACCGCGAUUUGCCGAAGGCUCUCUUCCUAGAUUACGAUGGCACCCUGCGGGAGUUUGAAACGAGGCCAGAACUCGCUGUUCCAACAGACGAGCUCCUGAGUCUUCUUGCGGCGUUGAAUGAUCGACCUGACAUCAGGUCCCAUAUCAUCAGCGGCCGCGAUUCCAGUUUUUUGGAAACUCACUUCGGAAGCCUCAACAGCUUCACGCUGAUUGCGGAGCAUGGCUAUCACAUCUCUCCGCCGACAGAUGGAAACUGCCAGCGCAAGUGGGAACUUUGGGAACACUUUGGUGGGGAUGCAAAGAAUUUCGCAGUUCACCGAAACUGGAAGGCCACGUUGCGCGAGGCAAUGUCUAGCAUCGUUGCGGACAACCCUGGAAGUAGUAUCGAGGAGAAGCAAUCAUCAUUGGUAUGGCAUUACAGAGAAUUGGUGGAAAAGGAUACGGAAGCUUCCGUGCAGCAGGCUUGGGCGCGACUUAGCCAGCUUUGUGCACGAGAGCACUUAAAGGACGUCAACAUCUCCAUUGGGAACAAGUACUUGGAGGCGUCCUACCGGACCGUCCGCAAAGGACUGGUCAUGCGCCGGUUGUGCGAGGAAAAGGCUCUCUUUGGGGAGCCAUUUGCAGCCGUCCUGGCUGCGGGGGAUGAUGUGUCCGAUGAGACCAUGUUUGAGGCGGCGCCGCCGGACUACCUCACCAUCAAGGUUGGUGAUGGUCAAACCCUUGCCAGCUUUCGAGCUGGAACACCUCAUGAGCUGAGAGAAUUUCUUUCACGCUUCUAGUCGAUUUGAGCCGCCUGGGAGCCUGGCUCAGGUGUCGACUGCAGGUCCCCAAACCCUGAACAAGAAUGACCCGUCGCGUGAAACCUGUGUCGACUGCAGUCCGAGAAAAAAAACACAUUCAUCCAAAGCCUCAAGCGCGCCUCGGGUGUUCUACUUCGCGUGGCGAAACGAAGAUGACAUUGUGAAAGUGUUUACCCAGACGCUCCAAACAGCCCGACUGGUCCUUGAAAACCAUAGGGAUUGGUUUGGGUCCAGACCCCUCCAUAUGAGGGUGCAACCCCUGCGUAUGAGGGUCCAGGAGUGUCUGGGUAGUUGUUGUUAUUUUCAAAUCCACGCCAUCUUGACAGCAACUGCCUGAGCGAGCUGAACCUUCUUUCCUCUUCACAGAUUCUGGUGCAUGAUAGGCGAGUGGCAAGACCAUAUGGCUGCAUGUAUAUAGCGUUAAAAGAACUGAUGCAUCAUAAGUGAUUCGUGCUCACCAUGAUUCUGUCUUCAUGAUGAAUCAGAAUCCACAGUGGUACCAUGACGCUUCAGCGAUCCCGAAGGGUCUUUUUCUGCCGAUUCAGGUGGAUUGCAGUUGAUGAGACCAUGGAACAGAAAUGGCCUCAUGGCACUGCAAGUGUUCUCAAGGUGGCACUCUGAGGUGGAGAAUGACAGUGCAAUGUUGUUCUCACCAUGCACAUAUUCUGUAAACAUUUGUGUGGUCAAAUUCAUAAAGUGGCUCAGCAAUUGAGAUUCAACUGACAGAGAUGAGAUGGUCACUGUUAUUCCCCGGUGAAUUUGACCGCAGAGAGAGUGCGUGAAUUUCGCGGCUUUUUGCUCAGUGGGCAAAUGACGCGCUUUACUCUACACCUUGAGCUGAAAUGCAGUCCUGUGGGGGCUCUGGCACAGAAAUCACAUAUUUCUGUCAAAGACAGACUUUCUAGUUGGCUGAGGUGAUGAUAAUCACCCGACUGUAGACAUGAGAUUUGCCCAAGGCUGUCAUGCUUUGCGAUGGCAAUCUGGGCUGUUCGUUUACAUCAAGCCGAAACAACUCCAACUCCAACAAAUAUCAAUUUGCUUGCCCAGUGAAGACUGGGUGAGCCUCUUUGAAAGAAUUGCAGCGGCGCAUGGUUGGCCUC
Molecule: messenger RNA, 3323 nt
Organism: Durusdinium trenchii
Lineage: Eukaryota; Dinophyceae; Suessiales; Symbiodiniaceae
Source: the annotation of a GenBank genome assembly